This is a messenger RNA of Magnolia sinica, 3175 nucleotides long. RefSeq names its product alpha-glucan phosphorylase, H isozyme. Gene Ontology annotation, cellular component: cytoplasm. Gene Ontology annotation, molecular function: glycogen phosphorylase activity; pyridoxal phosphate binding. NCBI's taxonomy places the organism in Eukaryota, Viridiplantae, Streptophyta, Magnoliopsida, Magnoliales, Magnoliaceae. Gene Ontology annotation, biological process: glycogen catabolic process. The record is from RefSeq and is a predicted model, not a curated record. Bases 427 to 2985 code for a protein of 852 amino acids. The transcript has 16 exons.
GACCUCCAACUUCUGAUAUUUUUCACAAACGCCAUCCCUCGUUUGUCGUCUUUUACAAAAACGAAAUUCCUUCUCCUUCGACUUCGUCUCUUACUCAUUUCCCCACAAAAAAUUCUCUGUAAAUAUCUGCUCUAAUUAUUGCCCCCUGAACUCGAUCUUAAUUCUCACUUCAACCCACCAUAAUCACUUCAACUAAGCAGCAUUUCUCUGUCUUUUUCCGUAAUAUUGUUUUUUCUUUUCGAGGUGGUCACGUGGCCGAUAUCUCAGUCUCGUGAGUUUCUAGGGCACGAGAUUUUUUUUAAAAUAUAAAGUAGAUUGGGUUUGGGAGAUGGGGGGAGUUUGAAGGAAAACGGUGGAGAUCAGAUCUGCGAUUUUCUUCGGAGAUUGCGCGGGAUUUGCUGAUUUUUACGUAGAGAUAUAUUUGCCAUGACGACUGCCACUGAAUCCAAUAGUGCUGCUCACAAUAGUCCUGCUACGAAAUUCCCAGCCAUUGCAAAUCCCACAGCAGAAAAAUCAUCGGACAUUGCGUCAAACAUCAACUACCAUGCAAAGUAUAGUCCUCAUUUUUCUCCUCUCAAGUUCGAGCCAGAGCAAGCAUUUUAUGCCACGGCAGAGAGCAUUCGCGACUGCCUGAUUCAGCACUGGAAUGAGACAUACCUUCAUUUUCACAAAGUUGAUCCAAAGCAAACAUACUACCUGUCUAUGGAGUAUCUUCAAGGUCGUGCUUUGACCAAUGCGAUUGGAAACCUUGAUAUUCUAGAUGCAUAUGCUGAUGCUUUAAAUAAAUUGGGACAUGAACUUGAGGAAAUUGCUGAACAGGAGAAAGAUGCAGCACUUGGAAAUGGUGGUUUGGGUAGACUUGCAUCGUGUUUUCUGGAUUCCAUGGCAACAUUAAACUUGCCUGCAUGGGGCUAUGGUUUACGAUACAAAUAUGGACUGUUUAAACAGCGGAUUACCAAGGAGGGCCAAGGAGAAGUUGCGGAAGAUUGGCUCGAGAAGUUCAGUCCAUGGGAAGUUGUCAGGCAUGACGUCGUUUUUCCUGUCAGAUUCUUUGGUCAUGUUCUGGUUUCUAAUACUGGAUCUCGAAAAUGGGUAGGAGGGGAGGUUCUCCAAGCAUUGGCCUACAACGUGCCCAUUCCUGGAUACAAAACCAAAAACACCAAUAGUCUUCGUCUGUGGGAAGCAAAAGCCAGUGCAGAUGAUUUCAAUUUGUUUCAGUUUAAUGAUGGAAAGUAUGAAUCUGCAGCAGAGCUUCACUCUAAAGCUCAGCAGAUUUGUGCAGUUCUAUAUCCUGGAGAUGCCACAGAAGAUGGAAAGAUUCUGCGCCUAAAGCAACAGUUUUUUCUUUGCAGUGCCUCACUGCAGGUAUGUUGCCAAACCUACAUGGACAUUAUUGCCAGAUUUAAGGAGCGGAGAGAAGGGAAGGGACCAUGGAAGUGGUCUGAAUUUCCUAGCAAGGUUGCAGUUCAACUCAAUGAUACUCAUCCUACUCUUGCAAUUCCAGAAUUGAUGCGACUGCUACUGGAUGAUGAAGGGCUUGGGUGGGAUGAAGCUUGGGAUGUGACGACAAGGACAAUUGCUUAUACCAACCACACAGUUCUCCCUGAAGCACUUGAGAAAUGGUCACAAAUAGUAAUGAGGAAACUUCUCCCUCGUCAUAUGGAAAUCAUUGAAGAAAUUGAUAAACGGUUCAUGGCAAUGAUACAUUCCUCCCGAACUGACAUGGAGAGUAGGCUCUCCAGCAUGCGCAUUUUAGAUAGCUCCAACCCCCAAAAGCCAGUGGUACGCAUGGCAAAUUUGUGUGUGGUGUCUUCACACACGGUGAAUGGUGUGGCUCAGUUGCACAGUGACAUCUUAAAAUCAGAGCUAUUUGCAGACUACGUCUCUAUAUGGCCUGCCAAAUUUCAGAAUAAAACCAACGGCAUCACUCCUCGUCGGUGGCUUCGUUUUUGCAGCCCAGAAUUGAGUAACAUUAUCACCAAGUGGUUGAAAACAGAUGGAUGGGUCACCAAGCUUGACCUCCUUACUGGGCUUCGCGAAUUUGCCGACAAUGAAGACUUGCAUGCUGAGUGGGCAUCAGCCAAGAUGGCUAACAAACGCCGCCUAGCGCAAUAUGUAUUGCAAGUGACAGGUGUAAGCAUUGACCCCAACAGCCUCUUUGACAUACAAGUGAAGCGCAUACAUGAAUAUAAGAGACAACUGAUGAACAUUCUGGGUGCAGUUUAUAGAUAUAAGAAACUAAAGGAGAUGAGUCCUGAAGAACGGAAGAAAGCAACUCCUCGCACUAUUAUGUUUGGAGGAAAAGCAUUUGCAACGUAUACAAAUGCCAAAAGAAUAGUUAAGCUGGUGAAUGAUGUUGGUGCUGUAGUCAACAACGAUCCCGAGAUCAGUAACUAUUUGAAGGUUGUCUUCGUUCCGAAUUACAAUGUAUCUGUUGCGGAAGUUCUCAUUCCUGGAAGUGAGCUAUCUCAGCAUAUUAGCACAGCAGGGAUGGAGGCAAGUGGUACAAGCAACAUGAAAUUUUCACUGAAUGGUUGCAUCAUAAUCGGAACGUUGGAUGGUGCCAAUGUGGAAAUCAGGGAAGAAGUUGGGGAGGAGAAUUUCUUCCUUUUUGGUGCCACAGCAGAUGAAGUCCCCAGGUUGCGCAAGGAGAGAGAGGAUGGACUGUUCAAGCCAGAUCCUCGUUUUGAAGAAGCCAAACAAUUUAUAAGAAGUGGUGCAUUUGGGAGCUAUGACUACAACCCGCUCCUCGAGUCCUUGGAAGGAAAUUCUGGUUAUGGCCGUGGUGAUUAUUUUCUGGUUGGGUACGACUUCCCGAGCUAUAUGGAUGCUCAGGACAGGGUAGAUGAAGCUUACAAAGAUCAAAGAAGAUGGCUAAAGAUGUCCAUCUUGAGCACUGCCGGCAGUGGCAAAUUCAGCAGUGACCGCACGAUCGCCCAGUAUGCCAAGGAAAUCUGGAAGAUAGAGGAAUGCAUUGUGCCAUAAUUUCUUGGCCGAAGAACACAGGUAUUGCUGGAAUUGGAUUCCAGCGGAGCUAUAUGCGUAUAUGUUUUUUUAUAUUCUAAUAAGAAGAAUAAUAAAGUACUCAGAUGCACUCGCAUCUCUCCAUGAUUGUAUUUUAAUCGUUUCCAGAUUAUUUAUAUCUUACGGGUAAUAUACAUUGUCUUUUAAUUUA